AUGAAGCUGCACGACCAGCUGAGCGAGGACAGCAGGCUCGACCAACUUGCGGCAAGGCUUGUGGCGGACGCCCAGAACAGGGAAGACUUGGUAGAUCGGGGGCUGCAACCCCGACAACCGCACAGCUGGACGACCCCCCUCGACGCGGCGGAAUACUUGGCAGCCAGAUGCCAGCUUGUGCGUCAGGAAAAGAAGCUCGACUUUGAUUCCAGAUGCCGCGACAGAGCCACCCCUCUGGAGCAAAAGGUUGACGACGUCAUCCGCAGACUCCGCAAGCAAGACGAGCAAACCAUCUACAACGCGGCCAGCCCUCGCCGAGGCUUCGCUGGCCAGCAGCACAAGAGGUUUGCGGGCGAUCAUUUCCUCUCAAACAGGGAGCUGAUUGACCAGACGGCUCUCUUUGACAUUGCGUCUCAUUUGCCCAAGGGCGCCCACCUCCACAUCCACUACAACGCCUGCCUGCCGCCUUCCGUACUCCUGGACAUUGCCAAGGGCAUGGACCGAAUGUUCAUCACCAGUGACGUUGCCCUGGUUCCGGACAACGACUUUGCCAGUUUCGAUAGCUGCGAACUGCAAUUCUCCAUCACCAGCCCAGACCGGGAGAAGCCGGGAAAUCUAUUUUCCCGGGAUUACAAACCUCGUCAAACCAUGAGAUUCGACGACUUCUUGCGGCAGUUUCCAAGCGAGCGUCACCACCUGGGUGCCGAGGCAUGGCUAUUGGAUAAACUCUGCUUUCACGAGGAGGAGGCCCACGGUUUGCUGCAAACGGCAGACGGGGCCUGGGAAAAGUUCAAUGGGCGAACAAGAAUGAUGAAGGGUCUCUUCAACUACGAAACAGCCUAUCGAACGUAUACACGACGCUGCCUCCAAGACUUUAUGAGAGACAACAUCCAAUAUGCCGAAAUCCGCCCCAAUUUCAUGAAGAGCAACCAGUUGUUCACGGAUGACGGAACAAGUCGUAUCGACAAUCGUGGAAUCGUGACCAUGAUUAUCCAGGAAGUGGCCAAGUUCCAGCAAGACAUGGCUUCCGAGGGGCGCUACUUUGGCGGCUUGAAAAUCAUCUAUACCACACCGCGGUCGCUGAGUACGGAGGACGUUGGGCAGUCUCUCGAGGAAUGCAUGCAGUUCAAAAAGGAGUGGCCGCAAUGGAUCGCAGGAUAUGACCUGGCAGGGCAAGAGAGCAAAGGCAGGCCGCUCAAAGACUUUGUGCCCGAGUUUCUCGAGUUCAAGAAGAAAUGCGCCGCCGAGGGCGUGGACAUUCCCUUUUUGUUUCACUGCGGCGAGACCUUGGACAUGGGGACGGAUGUGGAUGGGAACCUGGUCGACGCGCUACUCUUGGGCGCAAAACGAAUCGGCCACGGUUACGCACUCACCAAGCACCCGUGCGUUAUGCAGGAGAUGAAGGCCAGAGGCGUCUGCCUGGAGCUUUGUCCCAUCUCGAACGAAGUGCUCGGACUGGCUUCACGAGCCGCAGGACAUUCCAUGUACCCCUUGCUGGCCAACAACGUGCACUGCACGGUCAAUUCCGACAACGGAGCCUUGUUCCGGUCUACGUUAUCGCAUGAUUUCUAUCAAGUAAUGAUUGGCAGGGACGACCUCGGCCUCUUUGCCUGGAAGCAGCUGGCUUUGUGGAGCAUCCAACAUGGCUGUCUUGACCAAGCCGAGAGGGAGAAGCUGUUGGGAGAAUGGGAGCUUCUCUGGGAGGGGUUCUUGGCGUGGGUGAUUGAGAAAUACGGCAUGUGA
Messenger RNA from Ustilaginoidea virens, 1743 nucleotides. RefSeq lists its product as uncharacterized. The transcript has 4 exons. The record is from RefSeq and is a predicted model, not a curated record. Bases 1 to 1743 code for a protein of 580 amino acids. Gene Ontology annotation, biological process: inosine biosynthetic process; adenosine catabolic process. Lineage: Eukaryota; Fungi; Ascomycota; Sordariomycetes; Hypocreales; Clavicipitaceae. Gene Ontology annotation, molecular function: adenosine deaminase activity.